Messenger RNA from Trichobilharzia szidati, 2047 nucleotides. The record is from the annotation of a GenBank genome assembly. Lineage: Eukaryota; Metazoa; Platyhelminthes; Trematoda; Strigeidida; Schistosomatidae.
UGCACCUUGUACUUUCACAGUAAACUGCACAAAGUACAUAUAUUGGCUUCAUAAAUUCACCAUGUAUUUAAGAUUCUUGUUCCCAGUAGAUUAGCUAUUUUACCAUUUUCCUAGGUCGCUAACACCAUCUUGUUAACAGUUUUAUGCUUUAGUUUGCAGUUACACUUUCGCUAAUUUGUAUAACAUUUGUGUCAUUUUAGCUUAUGUAAGUAGGUAUUUGUAACUACCAUAUGACAGGUUUUAAGUUAUCGAUAUGCACAUUAGGUGAUAAUCACUGAGUGGGAGGAACAAAAAGAUUAUUUAUAAUCGUUCAAAAGCCCAUAAGACACAGAAAAGAAUAAGAGUUGACGUUUAAGGAUGAAAAAAGUACUCGGUUACUCCCGACAUGCGAGUGAUUGUUGCUUUUUGUCCCAAUUUCUUGCAGAUGGAUUAUUCGAAUGACCAACUGACAGAGUGUCAGUCACAAAUGGUAUCAUUUUGGGAUCUCAUACGUGUUGAAAUAGACGGCUUAAAAUGCGACCAUGCAGCAUUUAAGACUCAAGAUCUACCCUUGGCAAGAAUAAAGAAAAUUAUGAAGCUAGAUGAUGAUAUUAAGUGUAUGAUGAUUAGUGCUGAAGCACCAAUACUGUUUGCUAAAGCAGCUGAACUUUUUAUUCGAGAGUUAACUUCAAGAGCUUGGGUUCACACGGAACGCAACCGAAGACGCACACUUCAAAGGAAUGAUAUAGCUAUGGCAGUCAGUGAUGGAGAUACAGAUCAGUUUGACUUCCUUAUUGAUAUUGUACCUCGUGAAGAAACCAGAGGGCAUCGUCGACCAAACCAGGCGACCUCUUCUUCAAAUACCAACGGUAGUCCAAUGAAUGUUAAGCCAGAAAAUCCUGGGAAUAGGAACAGUUUUUUCACAAAUACAAAUGGUGCGCAUUCAUUGUCUCUAGAACAAGGCUCAGGUCAAGUAGUUGUUUCGGGAUUGUCGAGUGAUGCUACUGGAGCUUCAGCACAACCCCAAACAGUGACUGUUGCUUUGGCAUCUGGAGCAAUCGCCGGAGCAACUUCUGUUAAUUCAGGAAUCCCAUGUCAAACAGUAGUUCAACAAAACCAACCCACAGCUGUUCAUUUUACAACUGUCUCUUCUGGUGGUGGUCUAGGUGGUGCUCAGUCUUCAGUCAAUACCUCAUCUACUGUAAUAGCAGCUUCCGCUCCAAAUGCUACUACAGUCAAUUCUACGGCAGCUCCGUUGCAGUAUGUUCUACAACUUCCAGUAGGUGCUGCUGGAGCAUCAGCUGGACAGCCUUUUCAAAUACAAGUUCUUCCUCAACAUUUUCAGACGGCUAACACGGACGCUGUAUCUGCUGGUCAAGCUGGUGCCAUCCUCACUGACGGUAGCACGUUCCCCUUGGUUCAAGUUGUCUCUCAACCUAACAUACUUCCAAUCCUUCAAGAAGCCGGUGGGACGAGAGCACAAAUUUUGCAGAUUCAGGUGCCGGAACCAACCGCUGGUCAACGACCCACCUUGUUUCUACAGCAAGCCGGUGCUCUGUUAGGUACUCAUAUGGGUGCUGUAAUCGCUAAUGUAGAUGGUCAUCAACAAAUCAUGUACAGUCUGCAGGCACAACCACUGGUUUCUUCAAACACCACAUCAAGAACUCAAGUUCUUCUUUCCUUGGAUGAGGCUUCCGAGUGUAUUUCGUCUAUGUCAGAUCCAAACUGUAUUACUUCUGGUAACAGUAUUCAUGUUGGUGCUGCUCAGUUACUAGAUGAAGCAGCAAGCGAACUAAAUAUCCCAUCAUCUCCUGCUGUAUCUCAUCCAGUGAAUACUGAAUUACUCGAGACUAAAGAUUUCGCCCAACACACAACAGAACUUGAGCGUAAACCAAUUUUAAACACCAGUAGUGUUAUUAUUACUGACAGUCUUGUAAAUUUGACUGAAAAUCAAGCUGUUGAAAUUCACGCUAUAGAAUCAAAUAACCGGGAGAGCUUAGAGCCGGGAGUCGAUAACACUGAUUCACAUCCGACAGUGAUUACAGAUGACGAUGAUAGGACUGUGUGA